UGAAAACACGACAUUUAGAUGAUAGUAUUACAUCAAACCAAUUUUAACAUAACGAUACUAAUAAAAACGUGUAUAAUACAGAAUUGUGGGCUAAUUGGAAAGUAUGCAUAAUACCUACUUGAAGGUGAUUUUCAUUAUUCAAGCUAGCUAGAUAAAGUUUGCAUUGUUGCUAUUCACCGGUAUUUUUUGUUGUUGUUGUUUUGUUUAUUUGUUGUUGUUGUGUUUUUUCCCCCGGGAAAUAACAUAAUAAUAAAACUUUAUUAUGUAUCAAAAUCUCCAAAGAGCAUAAUAAUCCUGUGACCUCAGCAGAGCAGUAGACACUCGCUCCGUUUAACGACAAGAAGCAUAAUCUCUCUCUCAAUUGGCAAAUCUUAAAAUAGUGUCAGUGGGCUCCUCUUUAUCAAAUAUAGGUUAUCCAAACACUCCGGCUCGCUCCCCCUCUCCCCGGGUUGUACCAUCGCAGGCGGGGAGUGAACGGGAACUUGUGCGCCGGGAGCCGGAGAUGAAUACUUCAUCCCCUGACCCACAUAAUGGCGAUAUAUGAGGCUCGGUGAAGCGCUCCCCGCUGCAGCGGCGGCUCUCCGCGUCUCGACUCCCAUCUUCCUCCGCCUGGAUCCGACUCUCCUCUCCUCGCCUCUGCUCUGCUCUGCUCUCCCUCUCUCCAUCUCGCUUUCCAAAAGGCAGAGAGGAGGGAGGAACGGAGGAGACUCCUGCCGAGGAAAGGGCGACGGAAACGGAAAAAGUAAGUAGCUCCAGAGGGAAAGUAAAUGGAAACGUUAUCGCUCUCCUUGAUAAGCCUCGGUUGUUAUUGGCCCUUCAGCCGGCAGAAGGUAAAGAAGGGAUCAAGGCUCACCAGGGCUGGAUUGAACCUGAAGGGCCCAGCAGGCUGAGAUGACAGAGCGUCCAGGCGGCCUGAAGUUCCUCUGACUCCUCAGCAGAAACCUUCAACAGAACCUGAGGUCCAGCUUCUCCCGCUCCUGUUUCCUCCACCCCACCGUUUCCUGAACCCCUCCUCUGGUCAUGGCGCUCCCCAGUGCCAACGAAUUCCACUGGCAGAGCCUGGCGCGUCUGCCCUGCGGCCGCGUCUACCACUCUCUGUCUGAGGUGGGGGGGCAGAUGUACAUGCUGGGGGGCUGCGACGCUGCGGGGCGGCCGUGCCCCGGACUGGACCUGUACUCUCCUGAGGGGGACCGCUGGAUAGGCUUGGCCCCGAUGCCCACCCCCCGCGCAGGCGCGGCCGUGGCCGUGCUGGGGAAGCAGAUCCUGGUGGUGGGCGGAGUGGGAGAAGACCAGCGCCCUCUGAAGGUGGUGGAGAUGUACAACACGGAGGAAGGCAGGUGGAGGAAGAGGAGCGCGCUGCGGGAGGCCCUGAUGGGCGUGUCCAUCACUGUGAAAGAUAGCCGUGCUCUGGCUGUUGGAGGAAUGGCCGCUGACCUGCUCCCUCGCAGCGUCCUGCAGCAGUACGACCUCAGAAAGGACGUCUGGGCGCUACUUCCUCCCAUGCCGACUCCUCGCUACGACGCCAACUGCCACCUGCUGGGCAACAAGCUUUAUGUUGCAGGUGGUCGCCAGUGUAAGCGACCAGUGAAAGCUUUUGAGGUGUACGACACAGAAGCACGCUCCUGGACCUCGCUGCCUGUUUUGCCGUGUAAGCGCACCUACGGGGGUGUGGUGUGGGAUUCUGCUGGGAGGCUGUGUCUGCUGGGAGGAUUACGGCAAGGAGGAGGACACCAAAGCUCCAAGUUCACCAAGAACGUCAAUAUUUUUGAUACCAAUCAAGGCGCCUGGCUGAAGUCCGAGGAGACGGUGGCGUUGAAAACUAAGAGAGCAGACUUUGCUGCCGCCUUCUUGCGCGGCAGGAUGGUGGCUGCAGGCGGACUCGGUCACGAACCCUCGGCGUUGGACACGGUGGAGGCGUUUAACCCUCAGAAAAAGAAGUGGGAACGUUUGGCUCCCAUGAACUUCCCCAGAUGCUCCGCCUCUUCCAUUGUCAUCAGAGAUCGCCUCCUGGUGGUGGGAGGAGUUAACCAGGUUCCCAGCUCGGCCCAUGAGAUCCUCUACGUUAAAGAAGAAGAGUGUCUGUAGCGCGGUGCGACCGACGGCAGGUGAUUGCUGCGGAACUCCGCCUCUUUCCUCACUCAGACUCCAGUGCACAGAAAGCAGCAUGCGAUGUAAGAGGUAACACUGCCCCCUGCUGGAAGUAGCUGAGCAGCGCGUCUGAGCGCACAAUGGAGCGCCUGACUCCAUCUUUGGAUGGAGAUUUAAUGCCUGUAAAAGUGGAAUUCUUCUGGAAGUUUCUGCCCCCCCCCCAAUGUUUGGUCGUGUAGACAAACCAAUAUGGGAGAUUUGUUUUACUGCUGAUAUGUAUUUCAUCUUGUGUCUUCGUUCUUUACUUUAUGUGAUUUAGGAACUAUAGAUAAGGUGGAUUUUACAAAAUAUUGUAUCUUAGUGAGAUGAUGUGACAACAAUAUUUGUAGAUUAUUUAAUCAUACAGAUAAUACAGGGCUUUUUGUUUGUUUGCUUGUUUGUUUAAGUUACUUAUAGUACUGUGAAAGGGGCAGUAUAAUGUAAAAUUUA
This is a messenger RNA of Xiphophorus couchianus (Monterrey platyfish), 2577 nucleotides long. RefSeq names its product kelch domain containing 8A (gene klhdc8a). The transcript is spliced from 9 exons. The record is from RefSeq and is a predicted model, not a curated record. The coding region runs from base 1021 to 2085 and encodes 354 amino acids. NCBI's taxonomy places the organism in Eukaryota, Metazoa, Chordata, Actinopteri, Cyprinodontiformes, Poeciliidae. Gene Ontology annotation, molecular function: protein binding.